UGGAGUUUUGUCCGCAAUAUUGUCUUACGAAUGUCUUUUUCAAUAAAAUGCUAAUUUAAGGCAGAAUGAAUCAUGAAAAUCAUUCUGAUUAUCGAGAAGUUCUUUGUUCUGAGGAUUUCAACGUUCAACUAGCAGUUGAGAAGUUUGGCGGAAUCGGGCAAGCUGAGUUCAUUAGUCGGGAUCUUAACGAUAGGUUGCUCUCAGUUGAUUCAGAUAUACGCUAUCAUGUUACAGAACACUACGAGGAUCUCAUUUCGCAUUCGACCGGCAUUAAAAGAGUUGAAAAUGUACUCAACAUGAUGCAAGGAAAAUCACAAUCGCUAUCCUUGUCCAUUAAUCGGGUGAAGGCGAAGGUUGACGAUAGUUAUGUGAAAGCGCAUAGCAAAGUUGUCCAAUUAGAGAACAUGCAAAAUGUCUGUGACUCCCUUCGCAAAGUUAUUCGGGUUCUGUUCAUCGGCAGAAGGCUUCAGCAGCAACUCGACACAGGCGACCGUGACUUAGCUAAAGCAGCUCAAAGUGUCUGGCAGUUAGACCAACUAUUUUCUUCAUCGGAAGAUUUGCAAAAAAUCGAAGUUUGCAUUCCUGUUGAAAGAUUGCUCAAAGAAGCUGCUCAGAAAAUCAAAGUGAGACUAGUUGAGUUGUUACACAAAAGUCUCAUGGAAGAAAAUCACAAUACUCUUGGCAGUGUAUUGCAGGCGUACUACCAUCUGAACAAGCUGACCUCAUGUCUCGCGAAUGUAGUCGAAGAAUUGAAGAAAAACCUCAGCACUGACGUUUCUAAAUUACUGAGCAUAAACCAGCUGAAUAAAAACGAGAGUAGUCGCAGUUUCGGGCCUGGAAAAGCAAACAUGCCGAUCACUGGAAAUUCAGUUGUGAUCAGGUCGAAUUUCUGGACGAACACUGAAAAGAUUGUCAACUUAUGUGUGGCAAGCAUCCAAAAAUUCCACUUCGUUGUGACUUUACUCUCGAAGAAAAAAGACACAGCCACAAAUUACUGUUCGUUUUUGGAACUGGUUGCAAACGAAAACGAAGAUUUAAUAUCUCUUGAUUCGUACUUCACAUUUGUACAAAAUCUGCUCAAAACGGAGUACGCAAAAUGCGCUUCGAACAGCAGUGCUCUAAAACAGAUAAUCGAGAGCGAGUACCCAAAAUUUCUGAAGUCGUUCCUUGGAAUGCGUGACAAGAGCGCAUCGUAUAUUGAGUUGAAAUCUGAUUCUAGCGUGGGUUUCGAAUUUCUGAAACGCCCUAAAGAUGAUGUGCAAAAUGGGUGGAAGAAAUGUCUGGAUGAGUUCAAGAGUGCAUAUCUGUCCAGAUCUCUGUCCAGGUUAUUUGAUCCAGUUAAUUUGGCAUUCUCGAAGAAGGACGUGAAGUUGCCGACCGAAGAGGAAACUAACGCGAUUCUCGGCGGCAUAACAUCCGAACUAUCAGUUGUUCAAUUCGACCAAGAUUUGACAGCUUCAGUUUGCAAAAAUAUUGGCAAAAUGCUUAGUCUCUACGCUAUCAAAGCCGAAGAAAUUGUUCCUUCGAACGCGCCUGAAUGUUGGCAAUUGCUUACAAAUAUGAAUGAAACACAACUGUUUAUGGUGAAUGUCGCAAAUACAGUUUACGCUUUCAGGUCAAACGCACUCGAAAUUUUAGACAAAAAUAACUUGUCACAGAGUUGCAGAAUUAUUCUGAACCCUUCUAUUGAAAAGUUGGAAUUAACUGUGAAUUCUAUUUUGCAGUCAUGGCUUGGACAAGCGCAGAAUUACAUCAAGGAUAUUAUCAAGACUAUGCAUACUGAGAAAUAUGUGCUUGACUCAACAGUUUUAGCAACUGAAAGGUGUUCGCUCUAUAUUCGAGAGCUAAGCGCUUUCACAAAUCGAGUUAAUACGAGUUACCUCAGCAAAUUCACAUGCUAUUCGUGUGUCGAAAAAACCUGCGAAGGUGUUUUCAGAGUCUCAUCUGAGUUUUUGAUGGUUCAUAUUGCAAUGAUUUGUGAAAUAAACGAAGCAGGAAUAUCAGUUAUAAAUAAGGAUAUAGAGCAAUUCGAAGCUUGUAUGCGCCAACUUUACCCGAAUUCAAACUUCGCUUUCAAGAAAUUACGUAUGUUUUCAACAGUUUUGUCGUACCAACCGGAAGCUCUAAUUGAAUUCGUGAAAAAUUCCGAUUUGAUCAGGCCUAGUGUAGUGUUGAUGUUGAUGUUUUCGCGCGCAUUCCCGGAAAUCACUCCUCCGCACAUUGCAGCGGAUAUGGAUAACUUAGACAUGAGUAAAUGGUUUGAUGAUCACCCAACUGAAAAAGACAGAAUCGCAUUUUUCAAUUCGGGCUUGGAAGCUUACGUGCAAAAAGUAAGAAACGAAGGCGCGAAAGAGUAUUCAAAAUAUUACCCGCAUUUGAGGAAUUUGCUGCAGAUAUCAUUUGAAAAAAUAUCGAAGGCAGCUGUAAAUCAGCAAAGCACACUCCUGUAACUGAAUAACUCCAGCAAUAAUCUAAACUCACUGGUUUGGUUGUAAAUUAAAUUGGGUUACAUAUCAACUAAAUAUAUGAUUGGGUAAAAAUGAUUUAUUUGAAAGUGUGAAUUUAAACAGUUAUUUGUAAUUACUGACGUGUCAAUGAACGCAGUGUAGAUAUUUUUUAGG
Messenger RNA from Symsagittifera roscoffensis, 2621 nucleotides. RefSeq names its product conserved oligomeric Golgi complex subunit 5-like. The transcript is spliced from 6 exons. The record is from RefSeq and is a predicted model, not a curated record. Bases 66 to 2450 code for a protein of 794 amino acids. Gene Ontology annotation, cellular component: COG complex. Lineage: Eukaryota; Metazoa; Xenacoelomorpha; Acoela; Convolutidae. Gene Ontology annotation, biological process: intra-Golgi vesicle-mediated transport.